Molecule: messenger RNA, 2458 nt
Organism: Chlamydomonas reinhardtii
Lineage: Eukaryota; Viridiplantae; Chlorophyta; Chlorophyceae; Chlamydomonadales; Chlamydomonadaceae
Exons: 11
Coding region: 148-1911 (587 amino acids)
Source: RefSeq, a predicted model, not a curated record
GAUCACUUUAUAGGCAAUUGAUGCGCAUUAUGGAUAUGUUGAAGCAGCUAGGGCACAAGUCUGUGCGUUUUUGAGGCCGCGCGCUCAAAGUUUGGCCGCGCGUUAACUGACCAGCUCGCUAUCAACUUCCAUCUUUAUCCCGUCAGCAUGGAGCGCAAUUACGCGGGGGGCUACUCUGGAGGCGGGCAGCCCAGCAACCUCGUUUCUUCAGGCCGGCGUGCCGGAACCGUUCGGACCGGCACGCCCGAUGCCGCCCCAGCGGCGGGCGGCUACGCGGGCGCAGGGGCUGCAGAUGAUGCGGCAUCGCACCAGGCGCGCUUCGGUCGGCGGGCGUCGCCCGGAGCCUACCCCUCCGGCGGGGGCAUGGACAUGGAGCCGCCCCGCGGAGGAGCCAGCGGCUACACCCCAUCCGCGGCCGCCGGGGCGCCGCGCGCAGCCGGCAUCCCACGCUCCGGCGCGGCCGCAGGCGCCUACUCCGCCUCACCCGCCGCGUCCUCAGCAGCAGCAGCAGCAGCAGCAGCAGCGCCACCCCCAGGGGCGGCAGCGGCAGGACCCAGUAGCAAGCUCUCGGGGCUGCAGCGCCUGAAGGAGGCGGCAGCGUCUCGCCUGGUCAGUCGCAUCCCCAGUGGGGGGCGGCAUGCGCCUGAGUCUGCCGGGUACGUGCCCUCAGCCAUGACCCACCAGGCCCCGGCCCGGCCUGCGCCCCUGCGUGCCGGCUCUGGCGGCGGUGGCGGCGCCUCCUCGGGCACCUCUGCUGCCGGCCGGCCACCCUCCACUGGCUCCUCAGGCUACGGCUACAGCUCCAGUGCUGCCGCCGGUGCAGCCGCGGGCCGGCCGGGGUCGGGCCGGAGCGCGUCCACUGGAGCCGCGCUUGGCGCCGGCAGCAGGGCACCCGGGGCGAGCAGCGGGUACGGGUAUGGGUCCAGUGCGGCGGGUACCUCGUCCACCUCGGCGAGUGGACGGCCGCCGUCAGGGAGCGGUGCCGCGUCCGCGGCUGCGGCGUCUGCAGCUCGCCCCUCGGCCUUGGCGUCGCUGGCGGCGCGGCGGCAGCAGACGGCGGAGCCGGCAGCGGCUCCGCCGCCGCGGGCGCCUCCGGCAGCGGCUCCGCCGCCGCGAGCGCCUGCGGCAGCGGCUCCGCCGCCCCGCGGCCUUUCAGGCCCCAUCCGCGCGCCGCCGCCACCAGCCCCGGCGCCCUCGUAUGGCGGUGGUGGUGGAGGCUACGGUGGAGGUGGUGGCUUUAGCGGCGGCGGCGGCGGCUUCGAUGCGGGUACCAUUCCGCCGGGUGCGGACGACCCCGGCCCGACGGGCCCCAUGGUGGAGUGCCCCUCGUGCGGGCGCAGGUUCAAUGAGCAGGCCUACUCCAAACACGCCAAGAUUUGCGAGAAGGUGUUUGCCCAGAAGCGAAAGCCGGUCAACAUGGCAGCUAAGCGACUUGAGGGCUCUGAGGCCGCCAAGUUCUUCGACAUGCGCAAGGGGGUGCCCAAGAGCGAGGCCAAGGGGGCGGCAGGGCCACCCGGCAAGGCAGCGCCCGGCCGAGGCGCGGGGGCUGCUGGCGGGACGCGGCUGGACGACCGGCCGCUCCCCGGGUCCAAGAUGCCCAAGUGGAAGGCCCAGUCCGAGCAGCUGCGGCAGGCCAUGGCCGCAAACAAGAGGAUCGCGGACGCGGCGGCUCGCGGCGUGGACAUCAAGGAUGUCAAGUUCACCCCCACCCCCCCAAAAAAGGACAACCGGGGGGAUGUCAAGUUCACGCCCACGCCCGCAGAGCAGGACGACCGCGUGCCCUGCCCGCACUGUGGCCGCAAAUUCGCGGAGCUGACCGCCGAACGCCACAUCCCCAAGUGCCGGGACAUCCUGGCCAAACCCAAGUUCCUGGGGGCAAAGAGCGGACGCGGCGCGCACGUGCGCCGGUAGCACAGCGGCAGCAGCAGUGACAGCAGGCGCGGACGGGGGCUUUUCGCUUGGCAACAUGUUCAGCCAUCACAUCGCUUGCAUUACUUGAUGGCUGGGCGGGGCCCGGCCGCAGCGGGAGCGCUGGUGCGUAGCUCGUGCUGCCGUCCGUGAUGGAAGUGGUCGCGCUGUCGUCAGCAGGUUGUCAGUGGCAGGUACCGUGGUGGUGUGGGGGCUGUGCGCACAGUUGCAGCGGUGGUGCGGCAUGGGGCACAGGGGAGGAAGGACGGGGCGCGAGGGAACGACUCCCUCGUCGCAUCAUGUGGCAGGUGGAUGGCAGCUUUGGGGAGGCGCCGGUUAGCAAACGUGGAGCGAGGCGCGAGGCAACAGGCUAGCAGCAUGGCGUACUGUGUGAUGUACCGCACCGACAACGCGAGAAAACGUGUCGCGGAAUCCCAAAUAAAUUCUGCCAAAGCAAGCGAAUAACAAGGGGUGUCAGCUUUGUACAGCUGGAAAAUGGGCUGAGCCCCCGUACGCUUGGGAGCUAAUAGGCGUGUAACGCCCCGUCAGA